CGUGGCGAGGGCGGAGCUCUGACCAUCUGCAGGUCAACCACGACUUACAGGUCAACACCGUGCAGUACUUUAAGGUGUUCAUUGAGAUUUCUUUACAUAUCGCCGACCUCCCUGAUCUUAAAGGUUUCAGUAGAAGGUAGCCAAAAAUCCAGGAUGAUUGCGACUCUUGUCUUGCUGCUGGCAAUGUCCAUCCUGCUGCCCUCGGAGGCUGACAUGGGUGCACAAGACCUUGUAUGGUUGGAAGUGGACUGUGGAACAUCGGACGAAAACCUCUCUAGCACUCUUCAAGACUUGAUAAAUAUUCCAAAAUUGCUAUUUGUAAAGGAGCUCGGAACCUCGAAAUUCAUAAUGGUCCUGAGAGAACCAGACCUCGCCCAGCUAUCAUUGAAGGAUGUGACUGAGGUCCUCCCUGUGGAACUUUUUGACGAUACGGCGGUUAGACCCGGUGUUUCGUGGCCGCCUCACCCUCACAUUAGCAGCACCAAUCUCACUCUCUUUACAUUCCUUCCCAGUUUUCAAGGACAAACCAUCCAACAGUUGUAUGCCGAGUUAACAUAUGAUAUUAGAAGCAUUGGUCCUAUCCUGAAAAACAUCCCUCAUGAGGUGUACAUCUCCAAAGGCAGCAUUCCAAUAAGGGGUUAUCUUUUCAUCAACAUGCUGGAUAACAUUACUACAAUUACGAAAGCUAUUCAGGACAUCUUCGGAGGACCGCAGAUCAUGAGUGUUGAUGUUUCGCACGUCCAGAUACUACCCCUGGCAAACUAAUCUGAAUUGACGAAUAACAAAUCGCAACUACAGAUGCUUAUUUAUAUAUGUUGUAAAAGUGUAUAAUGUUCAACUUACAAGUGUUCAUUUUCGUACUUUUACAAAUCCCUGUGCAGAAUGACUUUAUAUUCAACAACUCCGAAAAAUAAAGACCUUGUAUUGAACAGGACCAAACAAUAAAGCAAUCAAAACCUACA
Messenger RNA from Pomacea canaliculata, 962 nucleotides. RefSeq lists its product as uncharacterized. The record is from RefSeq and is a predicted model, not a curated record. NCBI's taxonomy places the organism in Eukaryota, Metazoa, Mollusca, Gastropoda, Architaenioglossa, Ampullariidae. The coding region runs from base 154 to 765 and encodes 203 amino acids. The transcript is spliced from 6 exons.